CACCAGAAGCCAACCAGUCGCCGUGCCGUUCAGAUCUAUAAAAGUUACAUCGCUUGUUUCGUGCUCGUGUCAUACAUGUUCAGUGCUUCAAAAUGGUUUCAAAAGUGGGUCAUGUCUUGGCUUUGGCCAUUCUGGCUUCCCUCGCCUGCACGGGCUAUGCCAUCAAGUGCUAUCAGUGCGAAUCUUUGACCAGUCCCAAGUGUGGCGAGAAGUUCGAGGCGGAUUCCAACCUGCUCUUGGACUGUGCUCGCAUUGCCCCGCCUCGUUUCCUGCAAACCGGCCCCUUCAUACGCAAUGCCACCGGCUGCAUGAAGAAGUCCAUUGAAGGCUUGCCCGGCCAUCCACAGAUCGUGCGCAGCUGCUACUUUGGUGACGUCAGCAAUACACAGACCGGCUGCCAGGCAGACCCCUCCCUGCCAUUCGUCAAGCAGCUCAGCUGCGACGUCUGCACCAAGGAUGAGUGCAACGGCUCCGCUUCCAUCGCCCCCAUUGCUGGAGCCAUUCUGCUGUUCUUCGGCGUGGCUCGCCUGCUGGCCUAAAGUCUUACUGGUGUCUUCAACUUCAGUUGGUAACUUAAAGUCGUAAACAUUUCAAAAGUAACUUAUGUAUUAUCAAAAUUUCAUAUCUCUUUUAUGUAAAAAAAAUCAAAUUUUAUUGACAAAAUUAAAACAGCUUUU
This is a messenger RNA of Drosophila hydei, 677 nucleotides long. RefSeq lists its product as uncharacterized. Bases 93 to 539 code for a protein of 148 amino acids. The record is from RefSeq and is a predicted model, not a curated record. Lineage: Eukaryota; Metazoa; Arthropoda; Insecta; Diptera; Drosophilidae. Gene Ontology annotation, biological process: positive regulation of voltage-gated potassium channel activity; regulation of synaptic transmission, cholinergic; sleep. The transcript is spliced from 3 exons.